AUGGAGGUAUUGUCAUGCACAACCUAUCAACACGAAAACAAACCUUCAAUAUCUCGCAAGCUCAUAAAGGAAAAGUCUCCGGACUGUGCUUUUCACCUGGGCAGGGAGAAAGGCUGUUAUGCGGUACUUUGGGCUGUCGGCGAGGAGGGUAGUUUCCCGGACAUGCCUUUAAAUGUCUUCCCGGGAAAAACAGCAUUCAAUUCAAUAGACCAUCAUAGAACAGACCCUCUUUUCGCAACAGCCUCAAACAUUGUCCAAAUAUGGGAUGAGACAAAGAGUGCCCCCAUAUCAAAACUCUCAUUCCCGACCUCCACAGAAACAAUUACAGCUGUUCGAUUCAACAUGAGCGAAUCGUCUGUUCUAGCGAGCAUAGGCACAGAUCGGACAUUCACUCUGUAUGAUAUACGGACAGGGAAGGCUGAGCGGAGGAUCAUCAUGCAGAUGCGCAGCAACGCCCUCGCCUGGUCCCCAACCUUCCCGACCACCGUCCUCCUUGCCUCGGAAGAUCAUAAUCUUUAUACUUUCGACAUCCGGCGUCUUGAAUCUCCCACUCAAAUUUACAAAGCACACGUGGCCGCUGUCAUGUCAUGCGAUUGGAGUCCAACAGGUACCGAGUUCGUCAGUGGCGGUUGGGACAGGACUGCGAGGAUCUGGCAGGAGGGUCGUGGACAUCAACCGGAAGUCUACCAUACGAAACGCAUGCAGAGAGUCACCUCAUCAAUAUUCUCAGCAGACGCGCGCUUCGUCAUGACAGGCUCCGACGAUGGCAAUGUGCGCAUAUGGAAAGCGAAGGCAUCCGACAAACUUGGGGUCGUCACUGCUCGCGAACGUGCAGCUAUGGAAUACAGAGAAAGCCUCAAAGAGCGAUGGAAGGUCGAUGCAGAGGUCAGCCGUGUCGCAAGGACCCGACAUCUGCCAAAAUCUGUCCACCAGACAGCCAAACUCAAGACGACGAUGCUGGAGGCCAGGAGGGUCAAGGAGGAAAGGAGGCGGAAACACACCCGUGCUGGAGAAAGCAAGCCAAAACAAGAGAAAAAGAAAACGGUCCUUGUGGAACAGACGUAG
Messenger RNA from Cyclocybe aegerita, 1065 nucleotides. The record is from the annotation of a GenBank genome assembly. NCBI's taxonomy places the organism in Eukaryota, Fungi, Basidiomycota, Agaricomycetes, Agaricales, Hemipholiotaceae.